AGACCUGCGCGCCCGACCGACUGCCCGCCCGCCCGCUCCCUCCCAGCGACUGCGGCGCGAGGACACGGACUUAUUUGGACUGCGAGUUCUGCUGCUCGUCAACAGUUGCAGAAAUGGCGGAAGGGGAGUUGGAUGUGGAUUCGUUGAUCUCCAGGCUGCUUGAAGUUAGAGGAUGUCGUCCAGGGAAAAUUGUUCAGAUGACAGAGGCAGAAGUGCGAGGGUUGUGCAUUAAAUCAAGAGAGAUAUUCCUGAGUCAGCCUAUUCUUCUUGAACUGGAGGCUCCCCUGAAAAUUUGUGGUGACAUCCACGGACAAUAUACAGAUCUGUUGCGUCUUUUUGAGUAUGGGGGUUUUCCACCAGAAGCAAAUUACUUAUUUUUGGGGGACUAUGUAGACCGAGGAAAGCAGUCUCUGGAAACUAUUUGUCUACUUCUUGCGUACAAGAUCAAGUAUCCUGAGAAUUUCUUUCUCCUCCGAGGGAAUCAUGAGUGUGCCUCCAUCAAUAGAAUCUAUGGUUUCUAUGAUGAAUGUAAAAAACGAUUCAACGUCAAGCUGUGGAAGACAUUUACGGACUGCUUCAACUGUUUGCCAAUAGCGGCCAUCGUUGAUGAAAAAAUCUUCUGUUGUCAUGGAGGAUUGUCUCCAGAUCUCCAGUCAAUGGAACAAAUACGUAGGAUCAUGAGGCCUACAGAUGUCCCCGAUACUGGACUUCUGUGUGAUCUGCUCUGGUCUGACCCAGAUAAGGAUGUACAAGGCUGGGGAGAGAAUGACCGAGGGGUAUCUUUUACUUUUGGUGCAGAUGUGGUUAGCAAAUUUUUGAAUAGACAUGACCUUGAUUUGAUUUGCAGAGCUCAUCAGGUAGUGGAAGAUGGGUAUGAAUUUUUUGCAAAGAGGCAACUGGUCACAUUAUUUUCAGCUCCUAAUUACUGUGGGGAGUUUGAUAAUGCAGGAGGAAUGAUGAGUGUAGACGAAACAUUGAUGUGCUCCUUCCAGAUCCUGAAGCCAUCUGAAAAGAAAGCAAAAUACCAGUAUGGUGGUAUGAAUUCUGGACGGCCUGUCACACCACCUCGGACAGCACCUCCUCCCAAGAAACGGUGAAGAAGCAAAUGUAAGAAAGAGAUUGUGGGAGUCUACACAAUGAUGAUGACAAUGAAAAGAGCAAUUCAAUAGAAGCAAUUUGCAUUUUUGAACUGUGUAGUUACUUUGCUGCUUAACUGCACUUUCACCAAGCAAUCUGGCUGUUAAUGAAACAAAUAAUGUACAUUCACCUAGGUGUGCCUCUCCCUUUCGUUUGUGAUUAGAUUAGAGUUCCCCAUGUGUGAUGAUCAUUAAGAUGUGGCCAUAUUUGAAGUGUUAGUUUUAUAUUUUUCUUCACUUUUUUCUUACACAGCGGCAUUAUAAUUUAUUUUUCCUUUUUUGUUCUUUGACUUUUGCCUUUUGGAGCAUAUAUUGUAGAUUUUGUACUGACAAAUAUUAAAAAAGGAAAAAAUAAGCACCACAAACUUACAGUUAGGUACUUUUUAAAGUAUUUCCAAUGAAAUGGUAUUGCAUGGUUUAAAUAUCUUUUAGGUUUCCAUUCUAAAAUACAAGUUGGUUUGAACUGGGAUUUGCUCUUAUGCAGCCUAAUUUUGGACUUACUUCAGUUAGUUAUUUUUUUAAGUUAGCUGUAUGUUUGGACCCUACUUACAGCUUUGUGUGUAAAUUCACCAUCUUUUAUCUCAAUAUGAAGCUUCUGAAUCUUCGAAGUGAGUAACACCAUGAACAUCUUGAGCAGCUUAUGUCUGAUAUCAUAGCAGUAUUCUUACAAACCACCUUUAUAUGAACUGAAAUAUUAAUACAAGUCCAACUUUUUGCUUUUUUUUUUUUUUAAGCUUAUUCGUUGUAGGAUUGGGUGGACUAUUUGUGUUUGCCUACUAUUUUCUUCUGAGAAAAUAUUGCUGUUAUCAGUGGAAAGGGUGGUGUUAAGUUAUAACCUAUGUUCACUCAUUACAGUAUAAUAAAAUAUUUGGAUGUUUCAAAAACUUUA
Messenger RNA from Erpetoichthys calabaricus (reedfish), 2025 nucleotides. RefSeq names its product serine/threonine-protein phosphatase PP1-beta catalytic subunit-like. Bases 114 to 1097 code for a protein of 327 amino acids. The record is from RefSeq and is a predicted model, not a curated record. NCBI's taxonomy places the organism in Eukaryota, Metazoa, Chordata, Cladistia, Polypteriformes, Polypteridae. Gene Ontology annotation, biological process: circadian regulation of gene expression; regulation of circadian rhythm. Gene Ontology annotation, molecular function: protein serine/threonine phosphatase activity. Gene Ontology annotation, cellular component: cytoplasm; nucleus. The transcript is spliced from 8 exons.